Molecule: messenger RNA, 549 nt
Organism: Soboliphyme baturini
Lineage: Eukaryota; Metazoa; Nematoda; Enoplea; Dioctophymatida; Soboliphymatidae
Source: the annotation of a GenBank genome assembly
AUGUGUUCGACGUUCCUGACCUUCAUCUACGUUGCUGGCACGUUGACCGCGGCCAUCCUGCAGGUCGCCUCUUUGGUAACGCAGUCCUGGUUCGUCGGUGACGAACAGCUGAGCGUUGGAACCGCGAAACGCCUUUAUGGUCUGUUCUUCAGCUGUACCACGCAGAAUGUAACUGAAAAUCAAUGCAUCCUCAUUUGGAACCGACUGAGUUCUCAGGAGAAAGCUGCCGCUGUUUGUUUCAUCCUUGCCGUUGCGUUUUCUGCUCUAAGCUUCAUCUGGGGUUGCGUCAAUUGCUUCGCCUGCUGCUGUAGGUCUUGUUUGACAAUGCCCUUAGCCAUUCUUGCCGGAAUCGGCUUUGUGUUAAACUUCACUGGAGCCUGCCUGAUGGCUUCUUCACAAGGGAUUUCUAUCUCUGAGUUCGUGAAUGAGGCAAAGGAACAAUCCUUUGGCUUAUCGAUGUGGAUCUGCGUUGCAUCGGUCGCCGUUACGUUAGUAAAUACCGUUGUCGGCAUCAUUUUAGCAUUGGCUUCUAAAGUUUGUCCGUGCUGA